AUGUCCAUCUUACCUCAGCACCACCACAUCAUCCACCAUGCUGCUGCCGUAGGCCGCCAACAGCACCACCAUCGCAACCACCGUGUCUAUUGCACUUCAACAACUCGAGUAAAGACUAGGCCGAAACUCGAACCACUUGUCAUCAACACAACACCACUCGUUACAGUUACUCCACCCAAAAUCGAUGACCCAAGCCUUAAAUCGACUUGGGCUCACCGUGCAUGGGUGGCCACUGGUUGCACAACAGUACUCAUUUCUCUAGCCAAUUCCAUCAUCGGAUCAAUCGACUCACACAUAUGGCUCGAACCCAUCUUAUCUGGAUUCAUCGGAUACUUGUUCGCAGACCUUGGAUCCGGUGUAUACCAUUGGGGGCAUUGA
Molecule: messenger RNA, 378 nt
Organism: Lactuca saligna
Lineage: Eukaryota; Viridiplantae; Streptophyta; Magnoliopsida; Asterales; Asteraceae
Source: the annotation of a GenBank genome assembly